AUGGACGAUUCACUUUACGAUGAAUUUGGUAACUACCUUGGACCUGAGUUACCUGACUCCGAUGAGGAAGAAAUGGCUCCUCAACCUAUGCAAGAAGUUGAAGAUCUAUAUGAAGAAGGGGAAGAAGACGUUGGUGGCCCAAGUAUGGCGCUUAUGGAAGUAGACGAUGUUCCUCAGACUCAAGUUAUUCUUCAUGAAGAUAAAAAAUAUUAUCCGAGUGCUGAAGAAGUUUAUGGUCCUGAGGUGGAAACUUUGGUUCAGGAAGAAGAUACUCAACCUUUAUCAGAACCUAUAAUUCAACCAAUAAAAAUAAAAAAGUUUCAACUAGUAGAAAAAAAUCUUCCAGAAACAAGAUUUAAAAAAGAAAAUGUUGCUAUUGUCGGUCAUUUACAUCAUGGUAAAACUUCUUUUGUUGAUAUGUUGGUUAAUGAGACCCAUUCUUCGGUUGCAUGGGAUGUGGAUAAGCAGGUUACUGCUGCACUUCGACUUUCUGAUGGUGCAGUGAUUGUAGUAGACGCGAUAGAAGGAGUCAUGGCUAAUAGUGAACGCGUUAUACGACACGUUAUACAAGAAAAUUUGGCGUUCACAUUGGUAGUAAAUAAAGUAGAUAGAUUGAUUUUGGAACUGAAAUUACCACCAAAUGAUGCUUAUUAUAAGUUAAAACAUACCAUUGAAGAAGUAAUAGGAGAAGAUGAAGCGACUUUAAAAAAAACCUUAGCUUCUCUGGGUAUCUAUCUGAAGGCUUCUCACUUUCAACUAGAUGUUAAACCAUUAUUGCGGAUAGUAUUGGACCAAUUCUUUGAAGUUGCAGAAGCAAUGCGUAAAUGCGAUUCGGAUGGUCCCUUAAUGAUUUAUGUGACAAAGUUAUAUAAUUCAUCUGACGCGUCAACUUUUGACGCGUUUGGUCGAAUUAUGAGCGGAUCGGUUAGAAAAGGUCAGACUGUAAGAGUUCUAGGAGAAGGAUAUUCAAUUGAUGACGAAGAGGAUAUGACUGUACAAGAAGUUUUGGAUGUUUGGAUUUUUGAAUCUAGAAUUGGUGUGGAUGGUGUACCCGCUGGAAAUUGGGUGCUCUUAGGUGGUGUUGAUAAUUCCAUCGUGAAAACUGCGACCAUUACUGAAAACUCUGAAGAAGAAGGGCACAAAUAUAUCUUUAGACCUUUGUCAUUUGUUACAACUGCUGUGCUUAAAGUAGCUGUUGAACCAGUCAAUCCUUCUGAAUUGCCUAAAAUGUUGGAUGGUUUACGAAAAAUUAAUAAAAGUUAUCCUAUAUUAAUAACAAAAGUCGAAGAAUCUGGUGAACAUAUUAUUCUCGGGACGGGUGAAUUAUAUUUGGACUGUGUUUUACAUGAUCUUCGAAGAAUGUAUGCUGAAAUAGAACUUAAGGUUUCGGAUCCUGUGCCAUUAGAAAAAGGUGUCGCCGAGGACAUUGAAGCUGGUAGAGUAAGCUUAAAGUGGGCGGUUAAAGAUGUUGCAAAAUUCUUUGAAGAAAAGUAUUCUUGGGAUGUGUUGGCAUCUCGUUCAAUCUGGGCAUUCGGACCUGACGAUAAUGGUCCAAAUAUUUUGAUAGAUGAUACCUUGCCCGCUGAGGUAAACAAAGAUCUUAUGAAACUUGUUCGAGAUUCAAUACGACAAGGCUUUCAAUGGGGUACUCGAGAAGGACCUUUGUGUGAUGAACCUAUACGUAAUGUCAAAUUUAGGAUAUUAGAUGCCGUUAUAGCACCUGAACCUUUAUUCCGUGGAGGUGGUCAAGAUAUUCCAAAAGCAGGCUCUCCACUAUAUACUGUCAAAGCUUAUAUUCCUGUAAUUGAGGCAAAUGGAUUUGAAACAGACUUAAGAACUCAUACACAAGGACAGGCAUUUUGUCAACAAAUGUUUGAUCAUUGGCAGAUUGUUCCUGGUGAUCCGUUGGAUAAAAGUAUCAUUCUUCGACCUUUGGAACCUAGUCCGGCGCAACAUUUAGCUAGAGACUUUAUGGUGAAAACUCGAAGACGUAAGGGAUUGUCCGAAGAUGUUUCCGUAAACAAGGCGUCUACUAACGAAAACAUAGACGAAAAACCAGAAUUUAAGGCACAUUUCUUGGAACAAUUCACAAGUGACUGGUCAAGCCGAUGGUCACCCAGUAGUGCAACAAAAGAAACCAAAGAAGGAGGUGAAACCUUUAGUUACGUUGGAAAAUGGGAAGUCGAAGAACCUCGCGUCUUUGCUGGUAUAAAGAAUGAUCACGAUGGACUCGAAUGUGGUGGUGCUUAUUUAAAACUUUUGACCGAAUCUGACAAAGGGAUUCAAGCAGUAGAAUUCUCAGAUAAAACACCUUAUACGAUUAUGUUUGGACCUGAUAAAUGUGGUAUGCACCAUCAGCAACAAUUAGCAAACUCAGUACUUUAUAUGGUCUUGUCACCUAAUAACACGUUCGAAAUUCGCGUUAAUAAUGAAUCAGUUAAGACUGGAGAUCUCUUGAAUGAUUUUACACCUGCUGUAAAUCCACCAAAAGAAAUUGAUGACCCUAAUGGUACGGAUGAGGAUGCACCAUACGAAAUUCCUGAUGAGGAUGCCAAAAAACCAGAAGGAUGGCUUGAUAAUGAACCUUUGAACAUUCCAGAUCCAGAAGCCAAAAAACCUGAUGACUGGGAUGAUGAAGAGGAUGGUGAUUGGAUCCCUCCAACUAUAUCUAAUCCAAAAUGUGAGGAAGCACCUGGUUGUGGUGAAUGGAAACGUCCAAACAAGAAUAAUCCUAACUAUAAAGGAAAAUGGUAUGCUCCACAGAUUGAUAAUCCAAAAUAUAAGGGUCCAUGGGCACCUCGUAAAAUUCCAAAUCCUGACUUCUUCGAAGACUUGACUCCUUCUAAAUUUGAAAAAAUCGGUGCUGUUGGAUUUGAACUCUGGACUAUGCAAGGCAAUAUUUUGUUUGACAACAUUUAUAUUGGCCACUCUGAAGAGGACGCACGAGAACUUGCUGAGGAGACAUGGGGCGUAAAAUAUAAAAUUGAAAAGGCAGAAGAAGCUAAAGAAUAUCCUCAGGACGAUAUUGAGACUCCUCAUACAUUAAUCGACACCAUACAAAAACAUGUCAACGAAUUCCUUGAAAUUUUCCUCGAAGAUCCUUGGGAAGCUCUCAAAGAAAAACCCGAAGUUGCGGCUGGUUUGGCAGUAUUAGUCAUCAUAUUAGUUUUACUUCUCGGAGUAUUGGUUAAUUUAUUGUCACCACCAAAGAAGGCUUCUGCACCACACAAAAAGAAUGACGCCAUAACUCCUGAUGAUAAAGAUGCCGAUAAAGGCGAUGCAAGCACUUCAAAAGAUAAAGAUGAGGGUAAUGAAGGUGAUGGAACAAAACCUACAAGACGAACAAAAACUCCAAAAACUCCAAAAGACACUUAA
This is a messenger RNA of Racocetra fulgida, 3375 nucleotides long. NCBI's taxonomy places the organism in Eukaryota, Fungi, Glomeromycota, Glomeromycetes, Diversisporales, Gigasporaceae. The record is from the annotation of a GenBank genome assembly.